This is a messenger RNA of Dentiscutata heterogama, 902 nucleotides long. Lineage: Eukaryota; Fungi; Glomeromycota; Glomeromycetes; Diversisporales; Gigasporaceae. The record is from the annotation of a GenBank genome assembly.
ACAUCCAUGUUUGUUCCAGAGCCGGUUAUUUCUUUAUCGAUCACGCCAAAUGUCAAAGACUCUCCAAACUUUUCAAAGGCCCUAAAUAAAUUUCAGAGGGAAGAUCCUACCUUUCGUGUUACAUACGACCUAGAAAGCAAAGAAACUAUUAUUUCUGGAAUGGGCGAAUUACAUCUAGACAUUUAUGUUGAACGCAUGAAGAGAGAAUAUAAUGUUGAUUGUAUAACAGGCAAGCCUCAAGUGGCUUUCAGAGAAACUAUAAUGUCAACAGCUAAAUUCGAUUAUACGCAUAAAAAACAGACUGGUGGGGCUGGCCAGUAUGGUAAAGUGAUGGGAUAUAUUGAACCAUUAAAGGAAGCAACGGAUGAAGAUGAAGAGCCACUUCCAGCAUUUGAAAGCCGAGUCGUUGGUGGGCAUAUUCCAACCAAUUUCAUUCCGGCUGUUGAAAAGGGUUUUCAAGACGGUCUAGAAAAAGGUUCCUUAAUCGGUCAUCCUAUUAAAAAUGUUCGUUUUGUUCUUGAAGAUGGAGCCCAUCACGCUGUAGAUUCUUCAGAACUUGCAUUUCGUCUUGCAGCGUUGUACGCAUUUCGAGAAGCAUUCAUGAAGGCUAAUCCUGUCAUUCUGGAACCAAUUAUGAAUGUAUCUAUUACUGCACCAAUUGAAUUUCAAGGGGCUGUCAUUGGUAAUUUAAACAAGCGAAAAGGUACUAUUCUUGAUACAGAAAUUCAAGAAGAUCAUUUUGUUGUGACUGCAGAAGUUUCUUUAAAUAAUAUGUUUGGAUAUUCAUCAGAUUUAAGAAGUGCUACACAGGGUAAGGGUGAAUUUACAAUGGAGUACAAAACACAUCAACCUGUUUUACCUUAUGUUCAGGAAGAAUUAAUUAAUGAAUACAAAAAAAAGAA